AUGGAUGUAAGAAGUCGUCAGCAAGCAAUCUCAAAAGUGCUUAUGAAAGCGUGGCGUGAAAGAUGGACAGAAUACGAGUUUGGUAUACAAAUUAAACAAUGUUUUCCUUCAGUAAGGCUUAUUGCAGAUGCUAAUAAUCUUACCGAUGUCAUAAUGGAGCAAAGUUUAAUAGGCGCUGGUGUCAACAAACUACUUCUAUCCUAUCUGAAACACUCGUUACACUCCCAGUUGAUCAGUUACCCAGCUGUUGUCAUGAGAAUCACAAAAUACACAAAUUAUGAACGCUAUAAUUGCAUCAAAGCAUUGCUGGAUUUCCUGCUUGACAUAAUUGAUGGAGUUACAUGUAGAAGUAAAGCAGAAGAAUCAGCUUUGAUGAGUGCUCUAUUAUCAUUGGUGUUCUGGCUGAUUGAAAUGACAGAAAAACUUGUUAAACAUGUUGAAUUAAACAACGGACCAACAAAAGAACAAGAACAUUGUCUUGAAAAGAUAACAACACUCAGUCAUAGUAUCAUUAAAAAUAAAUUUCUCAUGGGCGUUUUGUACUUAGCAAAACUUGAAGAUCGCGAACUUUACGAUAAAUGCAUCAUAAACUAUAAAAGAAUACACAAUAUGAGCAAAUAUGAAGUUGUGAAAAUUUUUUAUCAAAUGAUUUUUGUUAAACUUGAUCACAUGGCAAUGAAAGAACUUGAACAAAGAGUCGUUGAGCCGAUAACAUUUUGUUUACAACCUUUUAUGUCAAUUGAAGUUCUCGUUCAUUCGAGUGCUGACACGAGCGUUCAUGUGUCAAAAUUUUUAAUGAUUCAGAAAUUGAAAAGAUACUCAACAUCUCGUCUUUAUUGCGAGAUUAUUCGUUCAUGUUUUAUUACAUUGUGUCAUGUCAAAGAAGUGAAUUAUCGGAUUUGGGGAGCAUUUUUUCUCUUCAAACUUCCAUUAAUUCUUAAACAAAUUCAUCUUCAAACAAAAACAUCCGAUGAUAAAAUGGAUUUCUCUGAAGAUGUUAUAAAAGCUUUCGAGAUGCUCAUGGAGUGUACACCAAUAGUUGAUCUCAUGGAUACAACAUUCCAAUGCAACUCAAUUGAAUGUUUUCUCGUUGAACUAAUGAAACAUAAUUUAAUAAGUGAAGAUAACUUCAAGAAAAUUGUCGAUAAACGUGAGAUCGCGAUAUCUAAAUUAGAAAAAUUCGACAUUCCUAGCACUCCACCUCCAAUUAAUCAAUUUGUUUCUACAAUAGAACCAACUUUAAAUGGUUUUAUAUCAUCAUUGAGAGAUCAAGUAAUGCCAGAAGUUCCAGUUCUUCAAAUGUUCUGUACCCUUCUUGUUGAGAAUCGAGCAUUUCUUCUAUAUUCUGUUGCAAGUGUGAAAGCACAACACAAAACGAUGAUCAAUGGAAUUGUUAAAGUCAAUGACAAGUCAAAAGAAAUUUUAGGAGAAGCUUCAAAGAGCAAACAAGCUGUAACUUUCUACGCUAAUAUGUUCGAUAUGUCAUUCAUUUUGCUCUUUUCGAUAAUGCAGAAAAGUGGUUGCGAGAACUUUCCAGAAAUGACUGGUGAUUAUUUCUUUGAAAAAUGGUGUAGAGAAGGAAUGGCAUUUCCAUAUAAAUCCAAAUCACCGAUGAGUAUCGUAAAAAUGUGCGAUCAAACGAAAGUUGAAGAAAUGAUUGCAUAUUUCAGUGACACAACCACUGCACAAUCUUCAACAAUAUCUUUUAAAUGGGGUGAAAUUUGCAUCAAUAUCCCAGCGAUGCUUCAUAACGUUCUCAUCGCGUGGGAGAAUGAAACAAUAACAACAGUAAGAGUCAAAAACAUUCUUGACAAUAUGCGAACGAAAAUGUGUUGCUUUGCUGUUAUUGCUGCCUCUUGGCUUUGUUCUUAUGUAAAAGUUCUUCGUGAAGAUGAACAAGCAAAACCGAAAUUUAUGGUACAACAAUUGAUGAAACCUGUUGAUGAAAACACUAUGAAGUUGGAAACAUUUAGUGAAAAAUUAUCAUUAACACAUGAAAUCAUCAUGAAACUUUACGACUCAAGAAAUUCAGCAGAAAUUUUAUAUAGUCAAAAGCCUUUGAAUGAAACAUUUUGUGAACUUUGGAAAGAAAUCAGCGCUAAACGUUGGCUCCCUUUUGAAGUUGCUAUAAAUCUUGAACAACUUUUCAAAUCUUGCGGUGCUUUUUGGUUGAUGAAAAAUCUCAUUGAACAAAUUUUCAAAUGCAAAUUUAUUAAAGAAAUGGAAACGACAAUGGAUAUUGUCUUUGCAGUUAUGCAUUUGAAUAUUGAAGCUUGUACCGAAACAUUAUUACGCGAUAUUCUUCCAAUUAUGUUAUUGAAUAAGAGCCAUUGUUCCAAAUUAAAAGGGUUACAAUCAAGAAUGUUGGCGAAACUUUGUGUCUAUGCAAUUUUAUCAACAAUGGACACAGCUGAUGUCAACCGAAAACGUCCGCGAGAUGACGACGAUGAUAUGAAUUCAAUGACAAAAGUAAGAAAAACUGGAAUCGAACAACAAUCAAUUGGAUCAGGUAUUGAAGGAAGUUCUAAUGAUAAAGAUAUUUCAUCACAAUUGAGAGAAUCCCUCAAAAUGUCACUUCAAGAUCUAUUCAAGAUUUUUUAUCAGCAAGUGACAAAAGAUGAAAUGUCACCAAAAGUUGACUUCAUCUUUCAAUUUUUAUCGUUGUUAGUUCAACUUGAGAAAAGUGUCAAACUCAAAUCAAUUUUGAAACUUAUUCCAAAUGGUUUGAUAAUGAAUCUCUUAAAAAUUAUUCCUGAAGAUGAUGUGUCGUUUGGAUUUGUUCUAAGACUUUAUGAUCUUUCCGUAUCAUCAGGAAGAGCUCUAGCAAUCUCCGAGUUAUGUCUUCUUCGUAACAUUCAAAUCCGAAAGAACAGUAUAAAGCUAUAG
This is a messenger RNA of Clunio marinus, 2886 nucleotides long. Lineage: Eukaryota; Metazoa; Arthropoda; Insecta; Diptera; Chironomidae. The record is from the annotation of a GenBank genome assembly.